Messenger RNA from Macrobrachium nipponense, 1889 nucleotides. RefSeq lists its product as uncharacterized. NCBI's taxonomy places the organism in Eukaryota, Metazoa, Arthropoda, Malacostraca, Decapoda, Palaemonidae. The transcript has 9 exons. Bases 327 to 1697 code for a protein of 456 amino acids. The record is from RefSeq and is a predicted model, not a curated record.
GUUGCAAAGGCUGCUAUCACCAGCUACUGCUGUGACGUCACGACCGGAUGCUUCUUUUUCUUCUUCUUCUUCUUGACUUUGCUUUAACGAUAGUCAGUCAGUUACUGACAACGCCGAAGGAAGAACUCCGACAGGACGCAACCACGCGAAACGAUUGUAUUGUAAACUUGACAGUUAAACUUGAUUUGGUAGCUACAGUGCAGGAGAUGAAAAAGAUCUUGAGCAAAUGCCGAUAUGACAUUUCAAGCACCCCGUAACUGAGUCCAAUUCUUCGUUGCAUCGAGAGUGGCCUGAGGAGAGCUGAACGAAGUUCCGGGGAAUUGGAAAUGGCGAUACAGCGGCGCCCACAGAUCUGCCGAGACAUCCCUAAAGCGCUCCUACUCCUCUUGAUUCUACGGACGAAUAUUACUGAGUCCUCCUUCCAGAACUGGUCUCAGUUUAUUCACGAAGGCUGUCAACUUGAAAAGGCAACCACGGGAAAUAAAGCUGUCAUUAACGUUGCGGAUUCUGAAGACUUCUUUCAGCUGUUCGUCAGUAAGUUAGGUGCUAUGGAGCCUUCCAUAAGAUUAAGGACACCGAAUAACGAAACACACACACUCUGGGAGGCUAAAAACAGUAUUUUCGAACAACCUACUUCAGUUAGAUUUUUCAUGUCGAACGAACCAAAGGUUCAGUUUGGAAUGAAUGCAGGAGAGAACAGGACUUUAUUUUUUGAGUCUAUGGGCGCCGUCAGGCCCUCGGCCAUCUUAAUGGAGAACGUGAAGACGACUAGAAACUGCCCUCAAGGUCUUCCAUAUUCUCUUUUGAAUGGAAGUUCCUCUCAUUAUAACCCAGUACUCCGUGAUGGUGAAUCUCGAUUUGUGAUCAUUACUAAGGAGGAGAAAACAAUCACAUUAGUCCUACAUAAGCAGGAAAAUAAUCAAGAAAACAGCUCUGAAUUCUGCAUUUGCUGGAACAAAACAGACAAGAGCGUCUAUCUGUCAAACACCUCGUGUGUCUCCUGCCCACUUUUGCCGACAUGUGUGCCUCAUUUUCUCAGUCUCGUCUACGAGAAUGAUCAAAUCCCCAAGACACUGCAGAUCAACGGAACGGACAUUGCAAUAAAAAACGCCUCGCGACAUCUGACAUUCAAAACGGAGAAGGACGAAGGAGGAGAUGUUUACGUAGUACAUGACCUCAGGGAGUUUGACGCGACUUCUGGCAGACAGCCCCGGCCAAAGGGAGACUCUGAUUUUGAAGGACCGAGUUCAGGUGACAAUGAAGUCGUUCCAUUAUCAGUCGGUAUCGCUGCGAUUGUCAGCCUUACCAUCAUACUAAUCAUCUGCUUCAAGAGACGGCCUUGCAGAAACGAAGCUCCCAGCCACGCCUUGAAACAAGUUGAUAUUUGGGAACUAGGACGAAGUCGUUCCACGAGUGACGUCCGACGUAACGAACAGUGCGAAGACGGCGACUCUGAGAUCUACUACGAGGAAAUCCGAACGUCCUACGUCCCUGAAUCGCAGGGCCUCUCCGGAAGACCGAUUUGGCUACAGGAGGACCGCAGCUGCAGGGGAAUUAGCCCACAGGAGGACCACGACUACGCAGAGAUUCACACAAUCCCGUAUGAAUGGGAGGAUUCACACGGAAGAAACGGUGUCGUCAGCUACGAAACCGUCAACGACAUUUACGAAUCGUUGGAAACGUUACGUCGAAACUGAACGGUUUAGAAGGUUGUGUGUGUGUGUGUGUGUACACACACACACACACACACACACACACACACACACACACACAUAUAUAUAUAUAUAUAUAUAUAUAUAUAUAUAUAUAUAUAUAUAUAUAUAUAUAAUCUGAUUCAACGUAUAAUCAAACCCGGAUGUUUAUGAGCCAAGGUGGCUAAUACGAACCAG